AUGGCAGACCGCUACUCCUUCUCCCUCACAACUUUCUCGCCCAGCGGCAAGCUGGUGCAGAUUGAGUAUGCUCUGAAUGCUGUUAACCAGGGCAUCACUGCUCUCGGAAUCAAAGCCACCAACGGCAUCGUCCUCGCCACCGAGAAGAAGUCGUCGUCGCCGCUUGCCGACCAGAGCUCGCUCGCCAAGAUCAGCAACAUCACCCCCAACAUUGGCAUGGUCUACUCGGGCAUGGGCCCCGACUACCGCGUGCUAGUCGACCGCGCACGCAAGGUUUCGCACACGGGAUACAAGCGCAUCUACAACGAGUACCCGCCGACCCGUAUACUGGUCCAGGACGUCGCCCGCGUCAUGCAGGAGGCCACCCAGUCGGCCGGUGUCCGCCCCUACGGUGUCAGCCUCCUCGUCGCCGGAUGGGACGAGGGCAUCGAGCCCACCACCGAGUCCGAGGUUCAGGACGAUAUGGACGACGAUGACGACGAUGCCGAAAAGAAGAAGAAGACGACUAAGACGGGCGGCGUCCACAAGGGCGGUCCCAUGCUGUACCAGGUUGACCCCUCGGGCAGCUACUACCCUUGGAAGGCCACGGCCAUUGGCAAGAGCGCGACCAAGGCCAAGACAUUCCUCGAGAAGAGAUACUCGGAGGAGCUGGAGCUAGAGGACGCCAUCCACAUUGCUCUUCUCACGCUCAAGGACAACAUCGAGGGCGAGAUGAACGGGGACUCUAUCGAGAUUGGCAUCGUCGGUGAGCCGGCAGAACACCUGCUGGGGGUCGAUGGGGUCGAGGGUGCCCAAGGACCGCGGUUCAGGAAGCUGACCCCGCAGGAGAUUGAGGAUUACCUGACGAGUCUAUGA
Geosmithia morbida is the source of this 855-nucleotide messenger RNA. Its product is annotated as 20S proteasome subunit alpha 2. The transcript has 5 exons. The record is from RefSeq and is a predicted model, not a curated record. The coding region runs from base 1 to 855 and encodes 284 amino acids. NCBI's taxonomy places the organism in Eukaryota, Fungi, Ascomycota, Sordariomycetes, Hypocreales, Bionectriaceae. Gene Ontology annotation, biological process: ubiquitin-dependent protein catabolic process. Gene Ontology annotation, cellular component: proteasome core complex, alpha-subunit complex; proteasome core complex.